AUGGCCCGGGCUGCCGAAUAUCGUCCUCACCAAGGGCUCAAGGACAUCCUGCGAAGACAGAUUCAAGCAUCUUCGACGCUCAGAACGGCGUGGCGGAACAGUACGAGCACGCGCACAAGCGGAAGAACGACUUCAUCAAAGCCACCGCCUCGUUUCAUGACUCAGCCACCGGUUUCAGUGAGCGCUUCCUCUGGUGUUUCUUUUUCAAUGUCAUACUCUACCGCCCCGCCUCAGAUAGGCGAUGACGGCAAUGCCAUCGUGCCCAUUGUGCCGAUUCCUAUUCCCAUUCCUGUCCCUGUUCCGGUUCCUGUCCCGGGAGUUCCUGGGAUUCCCGGGAUUUUGCCUCCCUUCGGGGGCGGCGGCGGCGGCGGCGGAGGAGGAGGCGGAGGAGGAGACGAUCCCGGUGGUGGUGACGAUGGCAAGAACGAUGACGAUGAUAACAACGAUGAUGAUAACAACGAUGAUGAUUCGCAAUCUACGCAAUCAUCUUCUCCAAAGACGACAGAGUCAUCGUCUCCGCCAGAAGCUACACCGACGCAAUCACCCACGUCGUCGAUAGCAAGCUCCACCACCACUUCCGCAGUUUCUUGCUCGUCCGAGCCACCGCUUCCACGGCCCAAAGCCGGGCCCAACAGGUUUCUCGACCAAGACGGCCUCCCCCAAGCGUUCUUUGACGAAUUGGUCGCCAAACCAGCCAGCACAACGAGCCACACCACCUCGAAGGCGCCCAACGCGGCAAGUAGCACAACAGCUAGGGCACCAGCCAGGACAACAGCACCAGCAGAGCCUUUGUCUCCACCUCCGGAUUCAGCAGUCCAACCCGUUCCUUGUUACAACUUUGAUGCCAAGAAGUACGGGUACUGCUGCGCUACGCCAGACAACCCUUGUAAGAACGACCGUGAUGAUAGAUGUUGGUUCGGCGGAGAAGGUGUUUCUGGAGGGGCGAGUAACGUUUUGCCUAAUUUUGCGCGAUGCCCGCCUCCUCGAGGUGCCCGAUACCGGGUGCCGAGUAUUGCAGAGCCCGCUGAGGAAGUUGAGAGCUGGCGCUGA
Colletotrichum destructivum is the source of this 1050-nucleotide messenger RNA. RefSeq lists its product as uncharacterized. The transcript has a single exon. Bases 1 to 1050 code for a protein of 349 amino acids. The record is from RefSeq and is a predicted model, not a curated record. Lineage: Eukaryota; Fungi; Ascomycota; Sordariomycetes; Glomerellales; Glomerellaceae.